CCAUCUUGGUUAAUUCGUGCUGUCAUGGGUAAUGCCAGCAGUACCGAGAUGAUAAGACGCUGCGUGGGGCUGGAGAUCGCUCCACCAGUAGUUAAAUCGCUCGCCGGUGCGACGCAACACGUUUUCGAGAUGCUCGCCGUGUUGACGAUGUACGGGAAGAUUCCCGCUCGAUUGAAAGUGAAAAACCUUUUCGAUCUGUUCGACCUCGACCUCGACGGCAAGCUCAAUUCCUCCGAGACGAUCGUCAUGCUCAGGUCACUGUUACACGGAAUAGCGAAAUCUACGGGUGGUGUGUUGCCAAACAUCUCUGACAUCCAGGCUAUCUGGCAGCACAUCGUACGACUUGGCUACACCGAUGAAGAAGGGCUGUUGCCGUUCGCGAGGUGGAUAACUUUCUGUUCCAAGACCCGCGAAGUUCACGCUCUGGGGAAGUCCCUUGACUUUAACAAAGGGGUUUGUCGGAAGUCUCUGACGUCGGGAACAAGGGCAACGCUUUCUGCGAUGGUCCUGGGAGAAGACGACGCCGUUAUGGCGGCUCAACGAGCCGCACUCACGAAGAAGCCCCAGGAGCGAGCAUCGGUAGCCGUAGAGAAGAAGAGAGCGGCGGCGGCAGCGAGGGAGGGCAGGAACAGGUUCGCGCGGUCCAGCAUUAUGAAGAUCAAGGAGGUGUUCGACAGCAUCGACAAGGACGGCAGCGGCUACGUCGACGAAGAAGAGUGGCGGCGACUGACGGAAGACACCCCGCUGGCUGCCUCGGAUGACACUUUCCUCUUCAUCGAACGGGAACGAGAGGGGAAAAUAUCGAUCGUGGAAGUUCUGUGUGAAGUUCACCCAUUCGCUGGUGAUGCGGACCUGGCGAAGAUGCUGGAGUGGAUAAGUGAGGAGACUAUACAACAGGGAGCGGCGAGAAUAGUGAACCCGGAGUUAGCCGUCGCCGAGCGUUUGGAGAUGGCGGAGCUCUUUAGUAUGUGA
Ectocarpus siliculosus is the source of this 972-nucleotide messenger RNA. The record is from the annotation of a GenBank genome assembly. Lineage: Eukaryota; Phaeophyceae; Ectocarpales; Ectocarpaceae.